This is a messenger RNA of Drosophila erecta, 6804 nucleotides long. RefSeq names its product inositol hexakisphosphate and diphosphoinositol-pentakisphosphate kinase. NCBI's taxonomy places the organism in Eukaryota, Metazoa, Arthropoda, Insecta, Diptera, Drosophilidae. The transcript has 15 exons. Gene Ontology annotation, biological process: inositol metabolic process; inositol phosphate biosynthetic process. Gene Ontology annotation, molecular function: diphosphoinositol pentakisphosphate kinase activity; inositol hexakisphosphate kinase activity; 5-diphosphoinositol pentakisphosphate 1-kinase activity. The record is from RefSeq and is a predicted model, not a curated record. The coding region runs from base 632 to 6634 and encodes 2000 amino acids. Gene Ontology annotation, cellular component: cytosol.
UCGCUAUAUUGCUCUUUGUGCGAUCACCUCUCUUUCUGUUUUUGUCUGAACUCUCGUCUCCGGCUGAUCAGAUUCUCCCCUGAGUGAGUGGGCGCACAGACGAAUUGGCGUACGCCCUGAAACAAUCCGAUACGAUCCGCUUCGAUCCCCAGCGAUCCCAAGCAAGCCGUUUUUCAGCUCCGCUAGUCAGUUGGCCGCGUUGCACGGAUCGGUUGUACGCUGACCUCGUCGGUUGGCGUUUUCAGUAUUCGUUCGGGUUAGGUCAUCUGGGCUUGGGGAAUCCGCCCGAUAUGCACGUAGGGUUUGCUUACCGCACCAUCCAUCAGUGUUGUCAACGACGGACUAAAUGCCGCUAAUAUUACAGACCACACAUAUAAAAUAUAUGACAGGCGUGAAUAAACAAUUUGAAUGUUUAUAAAUAAAGUACUCUCAACUGUUUUCGCUCAAAUGAGAACCCCGAAUGUUAAAGUUUUGUUUUAACGGAAUCUAACACAUUUAAAAGAGUGUUUUUUGAGAACUGUUUCAAAGCUAUCAGGCAGGGUGGUAUAAAUUGCCCAGUAUACCAUUGGUGUAGAGCUUCAACUCAGAAAGCAGCCUGCUUCGGCCAGAAAGCAGCUGAGUUGGCAACACAAUGGAGUGGACUUGGUUCAAGGAUUGGUGGCGCCUCAAGAAGCUCCGAUCUCGUCACCAGCGCCAUAAGAAAAAACUCGAAGCAGCCGCGGCGGCCGCUGGAGCUGCCGUGACCGCAGCAGCGGUUUUGCCCGGCUCUGAGUGCGUGGAAAGUGGUGCUUCCAAGGAUCCGCAGACCAGUCGUCGCCACAGCCUGGACGCAGUGCCAUCCGAUGGAACCAUAGCCAGAAGACGCCGUGGUGGUCGUGAUCGCCUACGCCGGAAUCGCUUGCUGCAGCGACAGCGACGGAGUCAAAGUGCCGGAGUCCGCAGUCGAUAUGGUGCGGGAAAUGCACGGUUUAGGAGCCAGGACGACGACGAUGGGGAGUACGGACCCUUUAACGUCAGCGAUUACGAGGAUUACGGGCCGAGUCAUGGCAGCGACGGGGAGAGUGAUGAUUUCUGCUACUGUGAUGUCUGUAUGAAUGGCGACACGGACUUUGGAGACAGCAAUGACGGGAUGGACUCCGACACGAGCACCUCAUCCAGCAACAGCAAGCAGGUGGUCGUCGGCAUCUGCGCGAUGGCCAAGAAGACACAGUCAAAGCCAAUGAAGGAGAUCCUGACACGUCUUGGAGAGUUUGAGUUCAUCAAACUGGUGACGUUUGAGGAGAACGUGAUCCUUCGAGAACCGGUCCAGAAUUGGCCCACCUGCGACUGCCUGGUGUCAUUUCACUCAAAGGGUUUUCCCCUAGAGAAAGCCAUCGAGUAUGCCCAGCUGAGGAACCCCUUUGUGCUGAAUAACCUGCACAUGCAGUACGAUAUUCAGGACAGGAGGAGAGUGUACGCCAUUCUGGAGAAGGAGGGUAUUGAGAUUCCGCGCUAUGCUGUCCUCGAUCGCGAUUCGCCGGAUCCCAAACACCAUGAGCUGAUUGAGUCCGAGGACCACGUGGAGGUGAAUGGUAUUACCUUUAACAAGCCGUUCGUUGAGAAGCCUGUGUCGGCGGAGGACCACAACAUAUACAUAUACUACCCGACGUCGGCGGGCGGCGGAAGCCAGCGACUUUUCCGAAAGAUCGGCAGCCGGAGCAGCGUAUAUUCUCCGGAGUCAAGGGUGCGGAAGACGGGAUCUUUUAUCUACGAGGACUUCAUGCCCACCGAUGUGUACUUUUCAGGCACGGAUGUCAAGGUGUACACCGUUGGCCCGGACUACGCCCAUGCCGAAGCGCGUAAAAGUCCCGCUCUGGAUGGCAAAGUAGAGCGCGACAGCGAGGGCAAAGAGAUCCGCUAUCCAGUGAUCCUCAAUCAUUCCGAGAAGCUCAUCUCACGGAAGGUGUGCCUGGCCUUUAAGCAAACCGUCUGUGGAUUCGAUUUGUUGCGAGCCAACGGAAAGAGCUACGUUUGCGAUGUUAAUGGAUUUAGCUUCGUUAAGAACUCGAACAAGUACUAUGAUGACUGCGCCAAGAUACUGGGCAACAUGAUUCUCAGGGAGCUAACACCUACUCUGCACAUCCCGUGGUCAGUGCCCUUUCAAUUGGACGAUCCUCCCAUUGUGCCCACAACUUUCGGCAAAAUGAUGGAGCUGCGCUGCGUGGUGGCCGUAAUUAGACAUGGCGAUCGCACGCCGAAACAAAAAAUGAAGGUUGAGGUGCGGCAUCCCAAAUUUUUCGAGAUCUUCGAGAAGUACGACGGCUACAAGCUUGGCCAUGUUAAGCUAAAGCGCCCUAAGCAGCUUCAAGAGAUCCUGGACAUCGCCCGCUUUCUGCUCAGCGAGAUCCACACCAAAGCCCACGCCGAGAUCGAGGAGAAGGAGAGCAAGCUGGAACAGCUGAAGAACGUUCUGGAGAUGUACGGUCACUUUUCAGGCAUAAACCGGAAGGUUCAGAUGAAAUACCAACCAAAGGGUCGCCCACGUGGCUCCAGCUCCGAUGAUACCAAUCCAGCAGCGGAUCAGCCGGUGGAGCCUUCCCUGGUUCUCAUCCUCAAGUGGGGUGGCGAACUGACGCCAGCAGGCCGCAUCCAGGCGGAGGAGUUGGGCCGUAUUUUUCGGUGCAUGUAUCCAGGUGGCCAGGGAAGAUCGGAUUACUCUGGCACGCAAGGUCUUGGCUUGCUGAGAUUGCACUCGACAUUCCGCCAUGACCUGAAGAUCUACGCCUCCGACGAGGGUCGUGUCCAGAUGACGGCUGCCGCUUUUGCCAAGGGUUUGCUGGCCCUAGAAGGAGAACUUACACCCAUUCUUGUGCAGAUGGUAAAGAGCGCCAAUACAAAUGGACUGCUGGACAAUGAUUGCGACUCCAGCAAGUAUCAAAACUUGGCUAAAGGUCGCCUCCACGAGCUUAUGCAAAACGAUCGAGAGUUUACGAAGGAGGAUCGCGAGCUGAUUAAUCCUUGCAAUAGCAAAUCUAUUACCCAGGCGCUGGAUUUUGUGAAAAAUCCCGUAGACUGCUGUCACCACGUGCACCUGCUCAUCCGCGAGCUUCUUCACAUUAUCAGCAUCAAAAAGGAUGAUCCAAAGACCAAGGACGCCAUCCUAUACCACGGCGAGACGUGGGACCUGAUGCGCUGUCGCUGGGAAAAAAUUGAGAAGGACUUUAGCACGAAAUCGAAGUUGUUCGACAUCUCAAAGAUACCAGAUAUAUAUGAUUGCAUCAAGUACGAUCUGCAGCAUAAUCAGCACACGUUGCAAUAUGAUCAGGCGGAGGAGUUGUACAUCUACGCGAAGAACCUGGCUGAUAUAGUCAUACCCCAGGAGUAUGGGCUGACGCCGCAGGAGAAACUGGCAAUAGGGCAAGGUAUCUGUUCACCAUUACUAAGAAAGAUCAAGGGUGAUCUGCAGCGAAACAUCGACGAAGUGGAAGACGAGUUCAUGAACCGUUUGAAUCCACAUUACAGCCAUGGUGUUGCCAGUCCUCAGAGGCAUGUGCGCACAAGGCUCUAUUUUACUAGCGAAUCGCAUGUCCACUCCCUGCUCACAGUUUUGCGUUAUGGGGGAUUGCUUAAUGUGGUCACAGAUGAGCAAUGGCGUCGGGCGAUGGACUAUAUUUCGAUGGUAUCGGAGCUCAACUAUAUGUCUCAGAUCGUCAUUAUGCUCUACGAGGACCCUACCAAAGAUCCCACUUCUGAGGAACGCUUCCACGUCGAACUGCACUUCAGUCCGGGUGUAAAUUGCUGUGUGCAAAAGAAUCUACCACCAGGUCCGGGCUUUCGGCCGCAUUCGCACGGCGACAAUGCUUGCAAUGUCAGUUUGCAAUCCUCGGACGAGUCAAAUCCCGCCAGGAUCGAGGAGGAGAACGACUCGAAUUCAGGAGAGGAACGGGAGGGCAAAAAGCGAGGGACCUCCAGCCAAAGGAGUUCGGAUCGCAGUGCGGAACGCACCUCCCCUGCCUUCGGAUUCAACAGGUUGGAACUUAGAUCCAAGCAGUUCAAAUCGAAACCGAUCCCCAUCGGAGCCCAUCACACGGUUAGUGGCCACGAAGCCAUGGAUCUAGCCAAGCGGUUGAACGAGGAGCUGGCCUCACAGCAGCAGCAGCAAAACCAGCAGCUUCGACCCAUCAGUCCGGAUAUCAGGGCAGUGAGUCCUGACUGCGAACCACGCUCCCGGAGUUUUGAGCAACGUCCCACGUCCGGCGUCUGUGCCAAAGAACCGGCAACAGAGACAGCAGAAGAUACAUCAAUGGAUAUAAAAACAAAUAUAAGUUUUGGAAAAUGUGCACCAGGGCUUACACCAACAGUUACUACUAGCGAUACUAGCGAUAUUACAAAAGGUAUACGAGACUUCGCACCCACAGCCACCCAAACAUCCCCACCAACAUUCACACCAUCCACCACCACAACAGCAACUGGAGCAGCAGCAGCUUUGUUUGAUAAUACAGCAACAAUGUCUUCUAAUCGACCAUUUACUAACCAAUUCCAAUCGAUCGAUCCCAAUUCAAACGACGCACCACACCAACAUCAUGUACAUCAACACCAACACCAACACCACCUCCAAUACCAACACCAACACCAACAUCUACAUCAACAUCAACAUCAACAUCACCAAAACUCAACAACGACCAUCGAUCAACAACAACCGAAUUCACGCACCAUCAAUAACACACUGAACGAAAACCACACCACCGCCACAAUUACAAACAACACUACCACGACCCCGUCUUGUUGUACCAAUACCAUCGCCACAGAUAGCCAAGUCUCGGUGUCGGUCUCGGCAUCGGUGUCAUCGGCCAACUCGUCCACGUCGUCGCGUCGCCAAAGACACAGUAUUGCCGGCCAGAUGUCCUAUAUGAAAAUGUUGGGUUUCGGUGGUUUUAGCAAAAAGAUGGCCACCAGCGCAAAUAGCCUUUUCAGCACCGCAGUCAUCAGCGGCAGCUCGUCCGCUCCUAAUCUUCGCGACAUGAUACCGGUCUCCUCAUCCGGAUUUGGCGAUGUACCACCAAUCCGCCCGCUUGAGACACUGCACAACGCCCUCUCGCUGCGCAAGCUGGACUGCUUCCUGCAGGACAUGAUCCUGGCGCAGAUCUUCAAGACGCCGACAGGGUCGCCGCCGCGGGGUUUCUCUAAGAACACAUUGCCAGCGGUCUCCUCGAUGACUCUAGCCGCCCCAAACCAGGCAGAGGCGCAAAUUGGCAGACCACCGCCGAUAUCAACGACCGUUACGCCCACCUUUGACCGGCGGGGCAGCGAGUCCGGAUCCACAGCGGAUGCCCAUCUGCGACUGCUUUCGGAGAGCCAGUGCCCAAAUCUGGACGAUAGCAACGCCGAACUGCGGGAUUCGCUGGUGGGAAAGAUGGAGCAUUGGCAGCAGGAGAGUCUGAAGGCAGCCGCGGAGGAGGAUGUACCCCUACCUGAAUUGGAAACAAAGCCAAGCCUGGACCUUACCAUGGAGAUUAUGGAGCAGGGGGCUGGGGAUCCUGUCCCCUUUGAACCAAUGAAUCGGGACAGCUUGGAACCUGGCGAUGCAACGCUGGGCGGUGGAGUCUUUCUCAGUGUUUGCGAGGAACAGGGCAGCGGGAGCACCUGCAUCACACCAGUUAGUUUUGGCAUGGACCUGGACCUGAGCAUGGUGGCCAACAAGGGCUCCAUUACGCUGUCAAUGGAAGGGUUCGAAGACGAUGAAGAUGCCACUUUGUCGGCGGCCACAACACCUUCCCUUCCCGCCGACUGUGAGCCGCGACUAGAAAGUUGCUACUGCUGUCCCAGCCAUGCAGAGGGUCCCCCGGAGGUUUCCAGCGACGAUCCACGAUAUGGAUUUGCGCUGCCCGUCCGAGUCACCCAAGCUUCGCCGGAGCACGCGCGCCCUGUGCGCCGUGCCCAUGAUCCCGUUUCGCCAAGGAUUCAGAAGCAAAUUAGCUUGUUCGAGGGAAACGCGGCUCCGGCAGCGGGUCAGGAGAAGAAUGAGUCAAGCGGAUCGGUGGGCGGCGGAGCAAUUCUGCACGCCUCCAUUAACCUGCCCGCGGCGGGACCACUUCAUCUGCGGCAGGAUGCUCGACUGCGCAAGUUUGAGAACCUCACGCAGUCCACUUCCAACUCGAACUUUCCCUUCGAAAGCAACACCCUAAAGCGGGUGCCCAUGCAGGCCACCAAUGACUACGAUAACGUGAGCCACACCCAGAGUUGCAUAAACCUCAAAAGUGGUAGCAGUGGAGUCCUCGGGGGAUCGCCGCAGCGUCAGAGAGGAUCCGAUGGAGGAGGCGCAGGUGCAAGUGGAGUGCCGGCAGAGCGGGAGCCACUGCGGAUCCAUUACGGACGGAUGAUCAACACAUGCUGCUCCGCCUCGGCCUCGCCGUCCCCCUCGCCAUCCCCCUCGCCGGGUGCGCUGAUUGUCAAGGAGCGGUUCAUAGAACCGCCCAAGCGGGGCGUCGUGCGCGGAUACCAUGGCAAGACGCAAUCCAUGGACGCCGACUUCCUGUUCAACGAGUUUCUGCUGCUGCCGGCCAUGGCGCCCGCCAAGCUAUCCUUUGAUAGCUCCGAUAUCGACCAGGCCAGCGAUGACGACGCUCCGAGCAACUCGAAGCAAAGGCACGCCUAAGUUUCAAUCGAACUCCAGAUCCUAAAGCACUCGCAUCCUUAAGCCGCGCUUAUGUAAAGUUCGAGUUGUAGAUAGAUCAACUCGCUUACGGACUCUUUACUCUUAAUCAAACUGUUUGUUGUUGUUGGGCCAAGAAAAUACAAAUAAAGGCUUAUCGCUAUUUUUGUCCA